AUGAUCGCGUCGUCUACAUCUGCCUCAUACACCGUCGCCUCCUAUACGCCAUAUCCCCAUUUCGCAACAUCCACUCCUACCUCCGUACCCCAUUUUGAAACCCCCAACGACCAAGGGAAAAUGCACCAAUGGUCCUCGCUGAUCGGUAUCGUCACGGCUUUGAUCGGAAAUGUUCUGAUUUCUUUGGCGCUCAAUAUCCAGCGCUAUGCGCACAUUCGAAUUUCCCAUGAAUACGAACUCGAUAAGCUCCAUAAAGAAGAUAGCUGGCGCCGAACGCAAUCUGGGGAAGAGUCGUCAAAUUCAUAUGGGACCAUAGGAGAGAAUGGAGGUCAGACUCGUGGCCGGGGGAGAUUGCCGCCGCGGAACCGUCGCAGUAACAGCGAACGCCGCGAGUUCGAGGCUUAUCGUGAUGACGAGAACGAGACCAUCUCUGGUCGUCGCAAUGGUGAUUCGACAUCGGAAGACCACAUGCGUGCCUCCUUUACGUCUGAUCGCACCGCUCGCCCCGACGACUCGGAAGGCCGAAAGUCUUAUCUUCGAUCGCCAUAUUGGUGGGCUGGUAUCAUCUUGAUGUGUCUUGGAGAGACAGGUAAUUUCAUGGCAUACGGUUUUGCGCCGGCAUCGAUUGUGUCACCACUUGGUGUGGUAGCUUUGAUCUCAAAUUGCGUCAUUGCACCGUGCUUGCUGAAGGAACAGUUUCGAGGCCGAGAUUUCUGGGGCGUAUUGGUCUCCAUUGCCGGUGCCGUAGUGGUUGUUCUCAGCGCCAAGUCGUCCGAGGAGAAACUUGGACCUGAUGAGAUCUGGGCUAGAAUUACCACUUGGGAGUUUGAGCUUUAUAUGGGUUUGACUAUCGGGCUGAUUGUUAUUCUCAUGUGGGGCAGCUAUCAAUAUGGCCCCCGCUCAAUUCUGAUCGAUGUUGGACUGGUGGCACUUUUUGGUGGAUACACAGCUUUGUCUACUAAGGGUGUUUCCUCCCUACUGUCAUUUACCCUAUGGCACGUCAUCACGUAUCCUAUCACAUAUCUACUUGUUUUCGUUUUGAUUUCGAGCGCAUUGAUGCAGAUCAAGUACAUUAAUCGGGCUCUGCAACGCUUUGAUUCCACACAAGUGAUUCCGACCCAGUUCGUGCUUUUUACCCUCUCUGUGAUCGUCGGAAGUGCAGUCCUCUACCGUGAUUUUGAAUCCAUGUCUGUUGCCCGUGCAGGAAAGUUUGUUGGAGGUUGUCUAAUGACUUUCCUGGGAGUUUACUUUAUCACAAGUGGUAGGGUCCGCUCUGAUGACGAGUCUACAUUCUCAACCGAGGACGAGGAAGAAGCAAUUGGCUUGUCAAAUGGUGAAAGAUAUCGUGACAGGGUUGAUAUGUCCCCUCCGGACCAGCCCUUGCGAGCGGCCAAAGCGUUGCAGACACCUGGAAUUGGUUACGAUGGCGCAGAUUCACCUGCAGGAUCUUUAACCAGUCAAGGUAUUGAAGGAGUUGAUGACAACGACACCACACCACGAGGCGUUCUCUCGGCAGCGCCAUCUUCACCCACGCGCUCCUUGACUGCUGAUUCAGCCCUCUCGGGCCCUUUAUUCGAAAAUCCCUCACCACUGCGCCCUCCAUCUCGCAUGUCCAACCCCUGGGUAGAGUUUCAGGAUCAGGCUCUCGCGUCCCCCAAAUCUGACCCCGAGGUCCACCGCCCGAUGACACCCCCAGCACAUGGAGAAGCCACAGGUCAGGAGUCAACAGUGCUUCUUCGCUUCCCUCCAGCCCCGGGAAUAGAUGACUUGUCACCUGGUGCUAAUACCACAGCUCUUCGAAGAGCCUCGACACCUGCUGUAGGCGGUUCGCCUCAUCUUGCUGAGAGAGCCCACGCAGCUCUUGAAACGCCUACAAAACGUGUCUUGCGAAAUUCUAUUUCGCAUAGGUUCUCCCCUGGUCCACUUCUUCCCACACUCUCGGGUGGCUUCAGUGCUGUGGUUGCGGAAUCUCUUCGACGUGGUGAAGGCAGCCCUUACAAGGAUCGUUCUGGUAGGCGGAAAGCCGGACGCCGAAGACAAGUAGACGGCGUAUUUGGAGAUGCUUUGUAUCGAGACUAUGAUGGAGAUGCAGGCCCUCUCGGUGAGAUCGAUCGGGUUGACACUCCUCUUACGCUGGCUACAGCACGGCUUCAGUCUGCUACGAGCCUAGUCGAUCCGUCUGCAGAGGCUGGCCGCUCUACUCCCGCCCUUGCCACGGAAGUUUACAACACGCCAGCUCCGAAACCAGACGAAGAGGGUACUCGUCUUCGUAGCUUCAGCGACUCGUGGAGUGGUGGGCUUGCUUGGCUAGGUGGGGCACUGCGAAAGACUCAAAAUCACGAGAGUGUCGACAGCAGUGCAGUGACGCAAGGAACUGUGACACCACAGGAUGGCGAGACACCGUCUGCUCAAAGUGGUAAUCACGACAGCACCAAUGUCGAUCCCGAAUCUCGAUCAUAA
This is a messenger RNA of Penicillium pulvis, 2460 nucleotides long. RefSeq names its product DUF803 domain membrane protein. Gene Ontology annotation, biological process: magnesium ion transport. Gene Ontology annotation, cellular component: membrane. NCBI's taxonomy places the organism in Eukaryota, Fungi, Ascomycota, Eurotiomycetes, Eurotiales, Aspergillaceae. Gene Ontology annotation, molecular function: magnesium ion transmembrane transporter activity. The transcript is spliced from 2 exons. The record is from RefSeq and is a predicted model, not a curated record. Bases 1 to 2460 code for a protein of 819 amino acids.